This is a messenger RNA of Pristis pectinata (smalltooth sawfish), 1090 nucleotides long. It is a transcript of the gene epb41l4a, whose product is annotated as erythrocyte membrane protein band 4.1 like 4A. The record is from RefSeq and is a predicted model, not a curated record. The transcript is spliced from 7 exons. The coding region runs from base 533 to 1090 and encodes 185 amino acids. Lineage: Eukaryota; Metazoa; Chordata; Chondrichthyes; Rhinopristiformes; Pristidae. Gene Ontology annotation, cellular component: cytoskeleton.
AUCGCCCACGGCCCAGGGGAAAGGAAUCGACCGAGGGCGCGGGGCGGGCUCUCCAAACAUGUGAGAAGUGGGGGCAGAAAGCGCCCGGGAGACGCCGUCCGGCCGCCGACCCCGAGCUCCGGGACCAUGGGCGGGAUGUUGGCUGCCUCCCCGGCUGGUGUUUGAAGCCGCACUUCCACCGAAGGAGGUGGAAGAUCACCCACCCCAUCGUUCCACUUCCAAGAACCAGCUCGCCGAACUUAUCUGUUGCCGGGCUUUACUUUUGCAGCAUUCAUUUUGAAGGAUACAACAGUUUGUAUUGUAUUUGUUGUGGUUUUUUCAUCAGAAGAGAGGGAGGAUAUUCUGCACCUGGUGUUUCAUAUUACCAGUUGGUACAUUUUCUCUUGUUUAGAUAUGACGAAGCGGCACAGUGCAAUGGUAUCCUCAUCAAUGCUCGCUUAACUGGACUUUCAACUCGAUGUUUUAAAAUCACGGGCAUUCAGUGGACUUUAUAUCAGAUUUCAUCUCCACUUAUCCUGGUUUCAAUGCAGCAAUGGGUUGCUUCUGCACUACACAGGAAGAAUUUUAUUGCGAGGUAUUACUUUUGGAUGAAACCAAGCUUACCCUAACCACUCAACAACAAGGAAUAAAAAAAUCUACCAAGGGGUCUGUUGUCCUGGAUUAUGUCUUUCGACACGUAAACCUGAUGGAGACAGAAUACUUUGGUUUGCGCUAUUGUGACAGGAGUCAUCAAACUUACUGGCUGGAUCCCAUGAAAACCCUUGCUGAACACAAGGAUCUCAUAAACACUGGCCCACCCUAUACAUUAUAUUUUGGUGUAAAGUUCUAUGCAGAAGAUCCUUGUAAACUUAAGGAAGAAAUAACAAGAUACCAGUUUUUUCUACAGGUCAAACGGGAUGUCCUUCAAGGUAGAUUGCCUUGCCCUUUAAACAUUGCCGCACAAUUGGGUGCAUAUGCUAUCCAGUCCGAACUUGGAGACUAUGAUCCUUUUAAGCACACAGCCAACUACGUAUCUGAAUAUCGCUUUGUUCCUGAUCAGAAGGAGGAUCUUGAAGAAGCAAUAGAACAAUUUCAUAAAGCUUUACUGUAA